Molecule: messenger RNA, 1044 nt
Organism: Mugil cephalus (flathead mullet)
Lineage: Eukaryota; Metazoa; Chordata; Actinopteri; Mugiliformes; Mugilidae
Product: duodenase-1-like
Exons: 5
Coding region: 6-761 (251 amino acids)
Biological process (GO): proteolysis
Molecular function (GO): serine-type endopeptidase activity
Source: RefSeq, a predicted model, not a curated record
GCAUCAUGAAGUGUCUGCACACAUUUCUGCUUCUCCAUGUUGUGACAUGUCUUCAACAAAAUGCUCACGGGAGCAAUAUCAUACAUGGAGAAAAAGCCCCGGAGAACUCACUGCUGUAUAUGGUCUCAGUGCAGAACAUCAGAGGUCAUGUGUGUGGAGGGUUUCUUGUCACUGAGGAUUUUGUGGUCACUGCCGCGCACUGUGUGGACAGCAAACCUACACAUGUUGUUCUCGGCACCCAUAAUCUCAAGGAUGUCAAUAAUGAAAAAAUAGAAAUUGGAAAGAAGAUCAUUCACCCAUCUUAUCAGAACGUUGGAAAGGGUGAUGACAUCAUGCUCCUUAAGCUGGCAAACAAAACUCAACUGAACUCCAGAGUGCAAACAAUUCAACUUCCAUCUGGUGAAAUAAACCUAGAAGACAAUGAAACAUGUCAGGUGGCUGGAUGGGGUAAGACUAGUAGCAACGGUCCCUCUGUGGAUGAGCUGAGAGUGGUGAAUGUGUCUGUCAUUAACCCACAAAAAUGUAAGAAGAUAUGGCACCACCUUCCUGCUAAAGUUAUCUGUGCAGGCGGAUAUGGCACGAACAAGGGAUUCUGUCAGGGUGACUCUGGUGGACCUCUGGUGUGCAAAGGGAAGGCUGUUGGUGUUGUGUCUGCCAACAGAAGUUACAUCUGUAACUACCCAGAUUUACCCAACGUCUAUACGGAUAUCCUCAAACACACUGAAUGGAUCAACGAGGUUGUAAAGGGCAAAAAUGAUUAAAGAAAAACAUGCAAAUUUAAGCAGUGUUUCAGCACACUGUAAUUGCAAUUGGAGGUGAUGUCAUGCCUCUUAGUUGACUUGCUCUGCCACUGUUUGCUCUGCAACAAAAAUCUAAAUAAAAAUAAGUGUGGUUUCUAAAACAGGUGUCUCUCGUGUGUUCAACAUAGCAAAGCUACUAGAGCUAAAAAUACAUAGUCAUGGUUAGAGAAGAAUGUUAGUAAGUGUAAGUGUGUGAAAAAUAUUAAACAUUAUUUAAGCAUAGCAUAGCAUCUAUGCUAACCGU